AAAGUGAAAAAAAUGAUUGUAGAGUGAUAAAAAGCAGAGUUGGGAGUAUCAAUUAAAAGCACCACUAAAAUAAAACAUCAAAAUUAACCAAAGGAUCUCCUCUCAUUUGGAGUUUUCAAUCUCUUUUUAAUCAUCUCUGCAUAAGGAAGUUGGGCAGAGCAGAAAACAAAAAUGGCGAGUUCAACUUCAUCCCUGCUAAUGAAUCCAUUGACUUCUGCAAUAUUCAAGACCACCCAGAAGCUUUUCUUGCAGCCUUCAUCGUCAAUUUCUCAGUCUUUUCUCCUUAAUCAACGCCUAAAUUCACUCAAAUACAUUAAGAAGAACUACAGUUCGAUGGUGCCCAAAGCAGUUUCUGUUAAGCCACUACAGACUGACGUCGAAGGUCUUAACAUAGCUGAGGAUGUCACUCAGCUUAUUGGAAAAACUCCUAUGGUCUAUCUAAAUAAAAUUGUAAAGGGGAGUGUUGCAAACAUUGCCGCAAAGCUUGAGAUUAUGGAACCAUGUUGCAGUGUUAAGGACAGGAUAGGCUAUAGUAUGAUAGAUGAUGCGGAGAAAAGAGGAGCUAUAACACCUGGAAAGAGCAUUCUUGUGGAACCUACAAGUGGAAACACAGGCAUUGGCCUUGCCUUUAUAGCUGCUUCAAAAGGGUAUAAACUCAUAUUAACUAUGCCAGCAUCCAUGAGUAUGGAAAGAAGGGUUCUCUUAAAAGCAUUUGGAGCUGAGCUCAUUUUAACUGACUCAGCAAAAGGCAUGAAGGGAGCAGUACAAAAAGCUGAAGAAAUUUUGCAGAACACACCUAAUUCCUAUAUGCUUCAACAAUUCGAUAACGCUGCAAAUCCUAAGGUACACUAUGAGACAACUGGACCAGAAAUCUGGGAAGAUACAAGAGGGAAGGUGGAUAUUUUUGUUGCAGGUAUUGGAACCGGUGGAACAAUUACUGGAGUAGGUAGAUUUCUUAAGGAGAAGAAUCCCAACAUUAAGGUCAUUGGUGUAGAACCUACGGAAAGCAACAUACUUUCAGGUGGAUCGCCAGGUCCUCAUAAGAUUCAAGGGAUUGGAGCUGGUUUCAUACCCGGGAAUUUGGAUCAAAAUGUGAUUGAUGAAGUCAUAGAGAUAUCAAGCGAAGAAGCUAUUGAAUCUGCAAAGCAAUUAGCACUGCAGGAAGGUUUAAUGGUCGGCAUAUCUUCUGGAGCCGCUGCUGCAGCUGCAAUGAAGGUCGGAAAGAGACCAGAAAAUGCUGGGAAGCUGAUUGCGGUUGUUUUCCCGAGCUUCGGCGAGCGAUAUUUAUCGACAGUUCUUUUCCAGACAAUCCGAGAUGAAUGUGAGAAAAUGCAACCUGAGGCAUGAUUCUCCUUUAAAAUUUCAUCCUGUUUCAGUAUUAUCUUCUGUGUGUAUCAUUUAUUGGAUGUGGAACUAUGAGUAUCCUCGUAAAUUAAUAAGUGGGUUUACAAGGUAAAUCCUUGAUCUGAAACUUUCCAUGCAUUUUUUAAUGGUUAAGUUAUGUAUUUUUCUUCAA
Molecule: messenger RNA, 1516 nt
Organism: Mercurialis annua (annual mercury)
Lineage: Eukaryota; Viridiplantae; Streptophyta; Magnoliopsida; Malpighiales; Euphorbiaceae
Product: cysteine synthase
Exons: 10
Coding region: 172-1347 (391 amino acids)
Biological process (GO): double fertilization forming a zygote and endosperm; pollen tube growth
Cellular component (GO): cytoplasm
Molecular function (GO): cysteine synthase activity
Source: RefSeq, a predicted model, not a curated record